GAUUAGUAACUUCAAUAAUGUCUGUUCACAGCAUGAUUGCAGUAGCACUGCUAGCCAUUGUAUGUUUCUCUGGCCUCACUAUGCAAAUGCCUCCUGGACCUGGACCGGAUAAACCAGGACCAGGCCCUGGCUCUGGCCCGGAUAAACCUGGACCUGGAGGACCUAUGGCUAGGCCACCUCCACCUGUGAACGAGAACUUCACAAUGACCUGUAUGAGUCAAGAAAUGAGGUCUCGGCACAUCAGCUGUGCUCCAGACGGCUCAUUUGACCCGGUGCAGUGCAUGGGUAAGAAGUGUCACUGUGUGAAUACUCAGACUGGAGAGGUACUUAGACCAGUCGACCAUAAGGCAAGGAACUGCUCAGAAGGUGCAGGAGUCACUUGUAAGCGACUGCAUUGUAAACCCAAGAUAUGUUCUCGUGGCUAUCAAAGCGGGCCAGAUGGAUGUGAUACAUGCAUGUGCGAACCUCAACCACCACUUGUUGAGUGUGGCUCCAUCAGUGAACUGAUAGAAGAGAGGAUGUGUGACUGCAGCUGUAUCGAAAUCAAGGGACUUGCAGGAAUGAAGCCCAUGAAAGGACCCAAAAAAGACUCUUGUCCUGCUUGUAACAUGGCCUGCAAUGACGAAAUGCCUACAGAGGCAGCUGAUAUGUGUGUGACUAGUGAUACUACUUGCCCUUCUGGUAGCGAACUGAGGGUGGUCGGUCGUCAUGGGAAACCAGAGUGUGUAGCACAACUGGUGAGUGAUGACGUGUGCAUGGUAACAGAGGAGCCGUAUACAGGGAAGGGACCACGUGGUAGAGUCAAGGCCGGGAAUAUUGCUCAGAUGACAGCCGACUGCCAGGAAGGAUUCUCUUGCGUUCAGACUGGCCACAGGAAGCGUAACUGCAAGAGCACACAAUGCAAAAUGGCUCUUAAGAACAAUACAAACAUUGAGUGUAAUAAAGAGGGUAACUUCAAGCCGCUACAGUGUGAUCCCAUAGUAUCAGCUAUUAAUGAGAGUGAAUCAGGCGGGGCAAGGUCAAGGUCAAAGAAGCGUGAUCCAAUGAUGUGUCGAUGCGUUGAAAUGUUGUCAGGAGAUACUAUAGUGAGCUCAGAGGUCAGGGUGGAGCCAGGGAUGAAACGACCUAACUGCCGAUUUAGAGAUUGCAAAAUUCCUGGGACCCGAGGACGAGGCAGAAGAGGCAAAAAAGAACGAAUGUACAGAGUCCAACAUGGAGAUACUUAUUUUGAUGCAGCCAACUGUCGAAGUUGCCAGUGCAUUGAUGGAGAUGCACAAGCUUUCUGCAGUGCUUCUGUGGGUAAUUGUGAGGCAAUCACGGGUCAGAAUAACUGCACAUUGGAGGGUGGCUUGAUGAUACUUCACGGUGAACAGAUGACCUUCGAGUGUGAGAAGUGUGGUUGCAGUAACGGGAAAAUCAGCUGUGUCACUAUCGGAGACUGUGAGACUGAAGAGGUGAACAUGUGCCAACAGUGUGAGAUGCUACCACCGAACCCAGUGUGUGGGCCCGAUGGCCGCAACCACAAGACAGAGUGUGCUGCUGUCUACUGUGCUGGGAUACCUGCCAUUGCCCUGCUCGAAGGACCUUGUCAGAGCAACGAUGUGUGUGAAAUUUACCCCUGCGAUAACGAUACCUUCACCUGUGUUCCUGGAGGGGGCGUGGCAUGUGUCGGCACCGGUGGCUGUGAACCAGACCAACUCAGAACAUGCAUCGACCUGGACACUCUCCAAUGCACUGGGAAUGAGUCAUCAUUGAUUUUAGGAUUUGAAGUUUGUGGUUCGGAUAACAUCACGUACUCGAGCAUCUGCAGCCUCCUCCAAAACACAGUGGAUGUGCAGAUUGCAAGCAGUGGUUCUUGUGAGAGUGAAGAAUGUACCAGCAUUGGAGAGGUUUGCGGUAGUGAUGGAGUAACCUACCCUAACCCAUGUGUUCUGAGAAGCCAGGCUGUCACUAGAUUAGACUAUCCUAGUGCUUGUGUCACUAAUGGAUCCACUGCUGAAGCAAUCUGUGAAAGUGUUCAAACACAGGGACUGUGUAUAGUGAACACUGACAAUUGUGACUCUCCCCACCUCCCAGAGAAUGGCUGCUGUCCCAUAUGUGGUGGUUCUGUGACGAUAGCAUUUGAUCGAGAUGCACUAACAGUUGCUGGUUCUGCUGACUACGACUUCACUUCAGUGGACAACAUAGUCAUCAAGAUUCUCCAGCUAUUUUACGAAAUCCAAUGCACUGUAUUUGUCGAUGUCACCACCACGUACAAUGUUGAGAUGUCACUCGUCUCUGAGAACACCACGUACACAUAUGAGUGUGUAACACUAGCAAAGGAAAUUGCUAGUACUGUGAAUGGAGACGUCGUAACUACUGGUUCCAGGCGCAGGAGACAAACAGAUGAUGAUGAGAGCAUUCCACAGAUAUUUGAGUAUGCCAUAGUAGCGUCCACAUCUCCCUUGGUGUCUGAUGACUCUACAGUACAGCCUGUCGUUACUGAUGUUGAGGCUACAACUAGUGGAGCUCCAUCGCUUCGAGUGACACUAGGCGCUCUCUCACUGUUGGUGUUGAGCAUGCUCUCCGUACUGCUGGGAUAAACUCUAUUUAGCUAUAGUCAUAGCUAGUCACUCUGACUGUACUGCUAUAUUGUGUAGUUUCCAUUAAGUAUGAAACAGUUAAUUGUAUACUUCACCGUGAAACAUGUGUUAAUAAUUUUGGUCAAAUAAUUUUCAUCGUGA
Halichondria panicea is the source of this 2723-nucleotide messenger RNA. Its product is annotated as protein jagged-1-like. Lineage: Eukaryota; Metazoa; Porifera; Demospongiae; Suberitida; Halichondriidae. Gene Ontology annotation, molecular function: protein binding; serine-type endopeptidase inhibitor activity; metalloendopeptidase inhibitor activity. Gene Ontology annotation, biological process: extracellular matrix organization. The transcript is spliced from 16 exons. Gene Ontology annotation, cellular component: plasma membrane. Bases 18 to 2582 code for a protein of 854 amino acids. The record is from RefSeq and is a predicted model, not a curated record.